AUCUAUCUGUCUCUCUCUCUCAAAACUGGAAAAAGCUUCUUUACCAGCCCCACUACUUGCAAAUAUUAUUACUGUGUGUAGUAGUGCCACUUCGGUGAGAAGGACAUAUAAUGGUGGUUUCUUGAAACCUCUGAUCUUCUGUCAACAACCAAAUUAAACGCUCUCUUGAAAGCUUCACCAGAGGCUAUAGUUUUUGCAGCCACAAAGAUAAAAAGCAGCACAAAAAAGAGAAGGGGGAAAAAGGGUUUUGUUUUGUUUCUUUUACAUAUUGGAAGGAAGAAGCCUAGCCUGAGAUAUGGUGGUAGGUAGCUAGGAAUGACAUGAUGGGUGGAAACCCUACUGACUGGUGGAGCAUGAUGAUGAUGAUGGAUGGAACAACCGCCAUGCAUUCACAAUCUUCCUCUUCUUCUUCUUCCUCUCCUACCCAGAACUUGUAUGGAUCUUCUUCCAAUUCUUUGCCAGAUAAUUCCACCCAAGAUUUCCCUCGCUCCUGGAGCCAACUCCUCCUCGGUGGAUUGGGUGGUGAAAGUGAAAAGUUUGGCAUGAUGAACAGUCCUAAUCCCCUUGAAGAACACAAGAAGAUGGAGAACUGGGAAGAUUUGCAGACUCUACAGAACAACAAUAACCCAUCGUCUUCUUCUUCUUCCUUAUUAAGGCCCCCUUUUGCAGCAGAUAUAAAGCAAGAGUUUCCCCUGCAGAUUAACCUAGGACGACAACAUCAUCAAGAAGUAGUAGACAUGGCGGCGGCUUCUAGUUUGAGUCACAGCGUUAACAACAACGUUUUCAACUUCCCCAGCAGUACUAAGGUGGGAGGAGACUCCUGCACCAAGAAUCAGAAUCAUUAUUAUUCAUCUGAGUGUAAUAGCACAAGCAGUGGUGGACCAUCUAAGAAGCCUAGGGUUCAUCACUCUUCUUCCCAGCCUUCUCUAAAGCUACAGGUAAGAAAAGAGAAGCUAGGUGAUAGAAUUACAGCUCUUCACCAAAUUGUUUCCCCUUUUGGAAAGACUGACACUGCCUCCGUCUUGUCAGAAGCCAUUGGCUACAUCAGAUUCCUUCACUCUCAAAUUCAGCAGGCAUUAAGCACCCCAUACAUGGGCAAUAAUCCAUCAGGAAGCAUGGCUCGUCACAGUCAUCACCAACAAUCAAAUAAUCCAUGGCUAAGUGGAGGUGGCAAUAAGGAUUUAAGGAGUAAAGGGUUAUGCUUGGUGCCUGUUUCUUGCAUUCAACAUGUCGGAAGCGACGAGGGUGGAGCCGCCGGUUACUGGGCUCCGGCUCACGGCGGAGCUUUUUGAGAACAAAUUAAUUAAAUAAUUAAACUUAUCUUCUAGAGUCGAUUAUAUCGGGGUUUAAUUAUUAUAUUAUAUAUGCGAUAGAUAUUUAAUUUCUUAAAUGAGUAUUUUUCAUUGUGAAAUUAUAUCGGAUCGAUCAAUUCAGAAACAGUAAGUAUAGAAAUAGAUGUGACAAAUUAAAGGCAAAAGUAUAUUUGCAUCAAUAUAAUAGCGUUGUUGA
Ipomoea nil (Japanese morning glory) is the source of this 1509-nucleotide messenger RNA. RefSeq names its product transcription factor bHLH68-like. Gene Ontology annotation, molecular function: RNA polymerase II cis-regulatory region sequence-specific DNA binding; DNA-binding transcription factor activity, RNA polymerase II-specific; protein dimerization activity. The transcript has 7 exons. The record is from RefSeq and is a predicted model, not a curated record. Gene Ontology annotation, cellular component: nucleus. NCBI's taxonomy places the organism in Eukaryota, Viridiplantae, Streptophyta, Magnoliopsida, Solanales, Convolvulaceae. Gene Ontology annotation, biological process: regulation of transcription by RNA polymerase II. Bases 321 to 1292 code for a protein of 323 amino acids.